CCAAGGCUGCUUCGCUUCUUCGUAUUGAAUCAAUUUGUCAAUGGGAAAACGAGACCGUACCAUUCUCUCACGAGGUCCACGUUAACAUUUUUAGAAUUUGUUUCGAUCGCCUGCCUCAUAACUUGCAUCUUUUUCUCUGCAACUGGAGAGCUUUAGCGUGAGCUGUAAAAGAGCAAUGUAUAGGUAGCAUAAUAGAAGCAGCCGGGAGCCAGAGACGCAGGUCGGGUAGGAGGCGCGGGGCAUGCGCAGGGCGGGCGCGCGAUGGCCAAUGACGUCAGGGGAUCGAUCGGGUGGCGGCGCAGCCAGGCCCGGCCGCUGUCAGUCGGGCGCACGUGCCUCCGUGACUUAUGUAACGCGGCUCGGGACGUAGGCGGCUGGCACCUCAUGUGCGGGCUAAGCUUCAGGACCAGGAACAGCCCUUCGCAGAAGACGUCACUCCGAUGGGGCGACAGCUGCGCGUUUAGCGCUGCCCGUCCGCUCCCCUCGAGCGCAUAGAGUGCAUAUGACCAGUGCUCGUGAGAUUUGAAUGAGAGUGUUUUGGGGAACCUAUGACCUGAAGUGUACCGUGCUGUGAGGUGCUGAGCUCGCGGACCCCGCAGCCUGAGAACCAGAGGAACUUUUACCAAAAGAGCAGGGCGCACACAAAGCAAUCAAGAUGAUCAACAUCGCGGGGGUGAUCUCCAUCAUCCUGUUCUACGUGCUGAUCUUAGCGGUGGGCAUAUGGGCGGGCCGCAAGAAGCCACCGGGCAACGACUCCGAGGAGGAGGUUAUGCUGGCCGGCAGAUCCAUCGGUCUUUUCGUCGGUAUAUUCACCAUGACCGCGACGUGGGUGGGCGGCGGAUACAUCAACGGCACGGCGGAGGCCAUCUACACCUCGGGGCUGGUUUGGUGCCAGGCGCCCUUCGGAUACGCUCUCUCACUCGUCUUCGGGGGCAUAUUCUUCGCGAACCCGAUGCGCAAGCAGGGCUAUGUGACGAUGCUGGACCCCCUGCAGGACUCUUUCGGCAGCCGUAUGGGAGGCCUGCUCUUCCUACCAGCGCUCUGCGGGGAGGUCUUCUGGGCGGCCGGCAUCCUGGCGGCGCUCGGCGCGACUUUGGCCGUGAUUAUCGACAUGGACCACCGCACAUCGGUGAUCUUCAGCGCGUGCGUGGCGGUCUUCUACACGUUGUUCGGCGGGCUGUACUCGGUGGCCUACACCGAUGUCAUCCAGCUGUUCUGCAUUUUCAUUGGGCUGUGGAUGUGCAUCCCGUUCGCGUGGGCUAACGAUCACGUCAAGCCACUCGGCUCCAUGGAGAUCGACUGGAUCGGCAGCAUCGACCCCAACUACUACUGGUUCUAUGCCGACUAUGGACUCCUGCUCAUCUUUGGAGGAAUACCGUGGCAGGUGUACUUCCAACGUGUGCUAAGCAGCAAGACGGCGGGACGCGCGCAGAUCCUCUCCUACGUGGCGGCCGUCGGAUGCAUCUUUAUGGCCAUCCCACCCGUACUCAUCGGUGCCAUCGCCAAAGCCACCGCAUGGAACGAGACGAACUUCCACGGCGAGCUGACCCCGGAGGGCGAGCUAACGUCGGACCAGACGUCGAUGAUCCUACCGCUAGUGCUGCAGCACCUGACGCCGGACUUCGUCAGCUUUUUCGGGCUGGGCGCCGUCUCCGCCGCUGUCAUGUCCUCCGCCGACUCCAGCGUGCUCAGCGCCUCUUCCAUGUUUGCCAGGAACGUGUACAAGUUGAUCUUCAGACAGAACGCAUCGGAGAUGGAGAUCAUCUGGGUGAUGCGCGUUUCCAUCUUGAUUGUUGGCGUACUGUCAACUGUGAUGGCGCUCACCAUUCCUUCUAUAUACGGCUUGUGGUCGAUGUGUUCGGACUUGGUGUACGUGAUACUGUUCCCGCAGCUGCUGAUGGUGGUGCAUUUCAAACGGCACUGUAACACUUAUGGCUCUCUGGCGGCUUACAUUGUGGCGCUGCUGGUGCGUCUGUCGGGCGGUGAGAAGCUGCUCGGCCUGCCCGCCCUCAUCCAUUACCCUGGUUGGGACCCCGACAACGAGGUGCAGCUCUUUCCCUUCCGCACCAUGGCCAUGGUACUUUCGCUCUUCACGCUCGCGUUCAUCUCCUGGCUGUCAGUAUUCCUAUUCAACGGCGGCUACCUGAGUCCGGAGUCUGACUACUUCAACUGCGUGGUUAACAUCCCUGAGGACAUCCGGCGCGUAGACGAGCCCUCGGAGGCUGGCGAGCAGAUGUCGGUACUAGGUGGCGUGCCGGGUCGGCUGUACGGCGCCGCAUCCACGCUGGUCGGGCCCGACGAGCGCUCUGGUCGCGUUAACCCUGCCCUCGAACCCGACGACGACCUGGACGACCCCAACGACGGCCCCACUCCCCUCUUCGGCAACAGCAGCGCCCCCCCGCCCGUCCAGCCCUUCGGUAAACAGACGGCCUUCUGAGACGACCGCCGCAUCUAUUACUACGAAUAGACUACACGGCGAAGACUCUCCCCGCUCUGUCUAUUUGCACUCCAGUAGGCGCACCGACAAACAGUAUAUUUUUAAACGGUCAUAUUGUUUAUGUACGCGAAGCCCAGGACCUCAAUGUACGUAAGUAGUACCUGCUAACGUUGGUGUCGAUGUCGCUGCUCAAACUUACAAAUGUAUCUUUCAUAUCUUCCAAAAGGCGAUCUUUUCGUGUGCUAAAGUUAUAAAUCAAAACUAAAUAAACCAAAAUGGUUGUUUCUAAACAUAUCAUAUAUCUCUAACGAACUGUAGGCAGUAAAAUGAUGGAGCAAUAGAUGUAUUAAUAAUGAAUGUGUUAUAUUUGU
This is a messenger RNA of Papilio machaon (common yellow swallowtail), 2808 nucleotides long. RefSeq names its product high-affinity choline transporter 1 (gene ChT). Gene Ontology annotation, molecular function: choline:sodium symporter activity. The coding region runs from base 656 to 2437 and encodes 593 amino acids. The record is from RefSeq and is a predicted model, not a curated record. The transcript has 10 exons. Gene Ontology annotation, cellular component: plasma membrane. Lineage: Eukaryota; Metazoa; Arthropoda; Insecta; Lepidoptera; Papilionidae. Gene Ontology annotation, biological process: choline transport; acetylcholine biosynthetic process; transmembrane transport.